UGCGCAUGCGUAUAUGAUGGCAGACGCUCCAUUUUGGAUCUUCGGGGCUACAGGGGGCUAGCUGUUAGUGUUAGCUUAUCUCUCUGCCGGGUUUCUGUUUUCCCGCUUUGAUAUUUAAGUUGAGUGAACAGAGAGCCGCGUGGUGAACAGAUUAAAGUGUUUCUCUGAGAGAGGGAUGGACGGAGAGGAGGACGACUUCAUGUCCGGGAGACACUCCGAUGACGGAGGCGGCACUCCAGUUCAGGAUGAGCACCAAUCAGACGGCGAGGAGAUGAGGAGCGACAGACACCAAUCUGAGGACGAGGCGAGCCACGAUGGAGAUGCUCAGCAGGCCGUGGAGACUGGCGGGGCGGCGAGCGGCUCGGACAACGAGGAGCAGCGAGGGGCUGACAGCGACUCGGAGGUGGAGGCUCCUCGACCCGCCGACAGCGACGACGACGACUCCCCGGUCAAACGCCGGAUGAGCGAGUCAGACAACGAGGAGUCGUCGCCCGUCAAACGAAGCGGCGCUUCAGACAACGAGGAGGAAGGAGGCUCGUCUCCCGUCAGACGACGGGGGAGCAGCUCGGACGUCGAGGAGACGCCCAAAGCGGCCGCGGACAGCGACUCAGAGCACGAGGACGCCAAACCCGCCGUGUCUCCGGACCAUCGGUCCAACGCGGACAGUGACUCUGACACAGAGACGCACGCCAGACGGAAGGCGGCGCAGAUAGACUCUGAUAACGAAGAGGAGGAGAAACGACCGGAGGAGACGGAGGGAGGAGGAGGAGGAGGAGGAGGAGGAGGGAAGUGGAAGGCUGUGAUGCAGUCGGACAGCGAGGAGGGGGAGGGGGAGGGGGAGGGGAAGAGGAGGAAGGCUGCAGCAGGAAGUGAUGAAGAGCAGGAGGAGGAGCCAAAGAGGCAAAGAGACGACAGUGAGGACGAGGACGACAAGCCGGUGAAGAGGAAGAAGGCCAUCCUGUCCGACAGCGAGGAUGAGGACGAGGAGAAGGCGGACAAACCGGCAGUGAAGAGGAGUCGGGCGAUGUCCGAUGACGAGAACUCGGACAGCGAGGCGGCGUCGGGCGGCCCCGAUAAGAGCAUGGCGGCCAAACUGAGAGAGCUCGGCUCGGACAGCGGGAGCGACGACGACGAGAGGUCGAAAGCGGCGCCGGGGCAGAAGGACGAGAAGGCGCUGUUCGGUAGCGACAGCGAGUCUGGAGAAGGAGAAGAGGAGGAGAAAAUGAUCGCGGACAUCUUUGGAGAGUCUGGAGACGAGGAGGAGGAGGAGUUCACGGGCUUCAACCAGGAAGACCUGGAGGGCGACAAGAAGGAGGCCAAGGAGCAGCAGCAGGUGGAGGACGAGUCCGACUCGGACGAUGGAGUCGACCGCAGCGGCCAGGAUUUCAUGUCCGACUUCGACAUCAUGCUCGCUCGGAGGAAAGCCAUGAACAGCAAGAAGAGGCGGCACCGCGACGGAGGCACGUUCAUCAGCGACGCCGACGACGUGGUCAGCGCCAUGAUCAUGAAGAUGACCGAGGCCGCAGAGGAGGACAGAACUCUGAACAGUCAGAAGAAACCAGCGCUGAAGAAACUCACGCUGCUGCCGCACGUCGUCAUGCACCUGAAGAAACAGGACCUGAAGGAGACGUUCAUCGACAGCGGCGUGAUGUCGGCCAUCAAAGAGUGGAUCAGUCCUCUCCCCGACAAGUCGCUGCCUGCUCUCAGAAUCCGAGGAGAGCUGCUCCGGAUCCUGCAGGAGCUGCCCAGCGUCAGUCAGGAGACUCUGAAGCACAGCGGGAUCGGCCGAGCCGUCAUGUUCCUCUACAAACACCCCAAAGAGUCCCGCGCCAACAAAGACCUCGCCCUCAAGCUCAUCAACGAGUGGUCGCGGCCGAUCUUCGGCUUGACGUCGAACUACAAAGGCAUGACGAGAGAGGAGCGCCAGCAGAGAGACCUGGACCAGCAGAUGCCUCAGAGACGGAGACUCAGUCAGCCUCAGAAGGUGGAGAGGGCGGAGGAACCCGAUGUCUUCUCUCCACCCAUCAGUUCUGGAGGUCAGACGCCACGCAGAGACCUGGAGAAACAGCUGACCGGGGAGGAAAAAGCCCUGAGACCCGGUGACCCCGGGUUCUGCGCCCGGGCCCGGGUGCCGAUGCCUUCCAACAAAGACUACGUGGUCCGACCGAAGUGGAACGUGGAGAUGGAGUCAAGCAGGGGUCCCUUGAAGAAGGGAGUGUCCCGCGUAGAUAAACAGAUGCGUCGGUUUGCCGACGCUCGCCGCCUGACGAAGCCGGGUCACGCCGUGAAAAUCAGCGUGGAGGGAAACCGGAUGCCUCUCUGAUUUUUGUUUUAACCUCCAUAGGAUUUAUUUCUUGUUUAUUUUUUUUUUUCUUCUUUUAAAUGUGUUUAAAUGCUCCUGAACAAACCCAACGUUUACCUGCCCCCCCCUCGACCCCGCCCCCUCCUCAUGUCCGGCCCCGCCUCCUUUAAGCGCUGACCUCAGACUCAGUGUAAAGAUAUGUAAACAUUGAAGGAACUCGUCAGGUCUUUGGGUAAAAACAAAACAUGAUUUUUUUUUCUCCAGAAUGAUCCUUAAAGACGCUCUGAGACGCUAUCAACGUUAGCAUUUUGUUAAGAAGCUGUUAUGAUCUCUGACUGGCUGACAGAAGCUCCUGUUAGCAUCAUUAGCAUCGUUAGCAUCGUCAUCAGCUGAGCUUUCACUCCGCUCACUUUUCAAACCGUUCAGAGAAUCAAUGGAAACUCUCCGUCUUAUCACAGGAUUUCAGAUUCCAGUUAACUGACUUUGAUCCAGGAGGUGUCGCCCUUGAGCACCAAAACAAACUGCUGUUAGGCCACGCCUCCUCCAGAGACACACCUCCAACCCCCCCCCCCCCUCACGUUCACACAGGAAACAAAAUCGUCCUCAGCUCAAGCUGCUAUCUCCUGCAUUGUUGUGUUAGCAUGCUAAUGUUAGCGCUCUGUAGUUAGCUGUUCGGAGUCUAAACCCUCCACAGCGUUUCUCCUCACCGCCAUCUUUAAACUCCACAGGAGGUCGUUGUUUGAUUUAUUUGAUUUCAGGUAACGAGUGCCUCCAUGAAAGUUACACUUCA
Molecule: messenger RNA, 3092 nt
Organism: Labrus mixtus (cuckoo wrasse)
Lineage: Eukaryota; Metazoa; Chordata; Actinopteri; Labriformes; Labridae
Product: protein IWS1 homolog
Exons: 16
Coding region: 176-2323 (715 amino acids)
Biological process (GO): poly(A)+ mRNA export from nucleus
Cellular component (GO): nucleus
Source: RefSeq, a predicted model, not a curated record